This is a messenger RNA of Megachile rotundata (alfalfa leafcutting bee), 7219 nucleotides long. RefSeq names its product smallish (gene smash). The record is from RefSeq and is a predicted model, not a curated record. Gene Ontology annotation, cellular component: stress fiber. Gene Ontology annotation, molecular function: myosin II head/neck binding. NCBI's taxonomy places the organism in Eukaryota, Metazoa, Arthropoda, Insecta, Hymenoptera, Megachilidae. Gene Ontology annotation, biological process: positive regulation of stress fiber assembly; regulation of focal adhesion assembly.
GAACGAGCACGCAGCAAUCGAACAGCAUCGUCAGUCCCUCACGGUGAGCCGGUUCAGUCGGUUAUCUUCGUUCGUCUCCGUUGUUUCGAACAGUCGUUCUCGUAGGUGGCUGCGUACACGUUCCUCUGUCUCUCUCUCUUUUUCACUCGUGUCGAACAAAAGUCCCUCAGUGUUUGUAACCCCCUCGUGUUAUCUACACACAUCGCGGACGAUCAGUGCGUACGAUUUUGUUGGUGGACAAACAUCAUCGACGACGAGGCUGUUCAGUUUGUGGAUUUCUACCCUCUGCAUCCCUGUGGAUUACUCGGCGUCCCGCAACGGGAUCUUCUCUAUAAGGUGAGUACCCAGGUUUCACGUUUACUAAUUCAAGCCGUGUCAUUUAAUCGGACGAGGCGUAGGAUGGGCCCGACCGUGCGAGGAGUCGUGCUACACUGAAGAGGAGGUGCUCCCCUGAAAAAGAGAGAAAAGGAGGAAGGAACGAAGGAUGCCUGCCUCGCAAUCCGCCGCCACAGAGCGGCGAAACGAGAGGAUGAUCACACACGAGCCACCAAAAUUAAAGACAACCCUGAAAACGCCUCCUAAACAAGCGACCAAUCCUCUUCAAUUCGUUAAAGUUGGACCGUGCUCGUUGUAUCGUACUGCUCAGGAACAGUUGCAAAAGGUUCAGGAAGUGAAAAAGAUAAAACAGGAAGUCCGCGAUGAUCCUGAAGAUUGGCAAUCGAAUUUGGACAACUGGAAGAGCAGUCGAAGGAAGCGUCAGGAACACAUAAUCGAGCGGGUGGUCGAGGUGAAGAAACUCGAGCUGGAGGAACACGAUCGGCAGCGUCGUCGAAGCAAGACUUUCUCAGAAAUGAUGGAAGAGAGGGGCAAUAGGGGUCGCAAACUGAGCAUCAGCUUGGCCAUGUACCACGAAGAAGAUGCCAAUGACCUGAGCGACCUUGGUAUAGGAACCAGCAGCGGAAAGAGCUCGGUUAGCGGCGACACACACGAUGACACACACAGUGUCUUGAGCGACAGAGACAGCGAGAUAGAGAAGAAUCACUCGGACGUGGACAACGUGGCAAGCGAAAGCGUGAUCGGCAGCGACAUCACGACAUCAUCGACGACCACGACAGCAACAACGACUACGAUGACGAAGAAACCGUUCGGGAACGGCUUCCACAGCAACCAUAAUCACAACAACCAAGAGUACGAUUCGGCGACCACAGCGACGACCAGUUCUCCCGAACCCGAAGAAUACACAUACGAGGGUGCGAUUCGAGGUUACGUAUCUCGAGUAUCGCAGAACAUACCAAGGCGAUCAUUAGCCAGCCUGGACGCAAAAUUAGACAGUUCAAAAUCAUCAGCGAACGGUUCAAAGACGAGUCUAAACGACGAAGGCAAGUGUACCAAUGUACCGGUAGUGAAAGUGGACAUCCUGAAGAGGCGAGAGAUCUUCGAGAAGGCGUCGCAGAAGAGUAGCGAGAGCAAAGCGAACAACAGGCUCUCCGGCGAUUUCACUGGCACGAAAUCGAUCAAGGAAAGGCUGUCGAACCUGGAGAAGCAGAAACACGACGCGGAGAACAACGACAAGACCGGAAAAGCGCUGAGUAGACUAUCCGGAGACAUGAGCUCGAUCCGCGAGCGAUUAUCGCACCUUGAGAAGCAAGCGUCCGAAAGAGAGAGCAAGAGCUCCACGCAUCGCAAGCUGAGUACCGAAGAGCUAGAGACAGUUAGACCACUCAGAGAAAGACUGUCCACGCUGGAAAAAUACAGCAGCAGCGACGAAUCUGCACCAGGUACCGCUCACGAGUCCCGACACAACGGCGAGCUGUCAGCCAGGUCCAUAAAAGAUCGCCUGAAUGCUCUGGAUGCGGCCAGGAGCAAGGAAGCCGCGGAUAAGAGAUCCUCCGUAGGAAAGCACUCCCUGUGCUUCCGGGACCAGGAGAACAGAAUCGACACAUCGACACCUAGCGAGAGAAGCUCCUCCCCUGAUUCAGAAUAUCGAGUGCCCAGGGCAGCCUUCCACAGAAGCCUGGACUCCCUGGACGCGGACGCCUCCAGUGGCCCCGAUACUUUCGAGCGUGUGCAGAGUCUGGAAGAACUCGAUUACGGCAGACGUUAUCCGGCAUCAUCCUCGUCCGCUGAACUGUUGAAUGAUACCGAUCGAGAGGAUUCGGGCAUUCACACGGCCGAUGUCAGCUGCUCCGUCAGCCAGGCGGAUGAACCCGUGGACGAGGACAUCGUGCAUGCCAGCACGAUUAUCGACAGACAACAGGAAGCGAUCCAAGAGACACCGGAAGAACCUCGUGACGUCGAGACAGUCAACGAGACUGUCUCCGAACAGUGCACCGCUGGGUCCGUGAACGACAUUUCGACUUCUGCCAGUCAACCGGAAGCAGUAGUAGCAAAGAAGGGUACUGCUGACACUUCUGGGGAACUGUCGACUAACAAAUCACAAUCGCAGGCACACGCAGAGGUUACUAACUCAAGUACACUUCGUCCUUGUCCUGCUACGAGUCGCCCGAUCGUGUAUCAAAGUCCCAAAGUACCUCCUCGAAGAACACCUCCCGAAACGCUUCCCAAACCAAAGUUACCCGUCUCCAAAGAGCAGAUUGAAAGCAAACUGGACUCUCAACCUGCCAAGGAGUCUAACGCAGCAUCAAGCUCCGCAGUGGAGCAAGAUUCCAAAUGUAUUAUCGACGAAACGAACCAAAGCUCCUCCAACGAGGACUCAGCUAAAGUAACGACUUCUUCGCCAUCGCCGGACUCCGCCAUAGCAGACAGUUGUCUUCUGUCUCCUGUCAGGACGGCGAUGGUUCCGACGAACCUUCAACUAGAGUCAAACGCUACCUCGAGCUGUUCCUCCAAAGAAAUUCCGAAAACGACUCCAGUCACGUCUCCGCGCGCAGCCUCCAAGAUCCCCACUCCGCUUCCCAGAAAGACAAUAGGCGCUAAAUCAUCCCCGACGAGUUCCACGUCUUCCCUGAGUCCACCCAUCUCACCGUCCUCUCCCAAAACGCCAUCUUUAAAGACCAGGAGCAUGAAAAGUCCAACCGUUCAGCUAGCAUCCCCGCAGUUUCCAAAAGCAUCGGAGAUACCUGUCCCUGUGUCCUCUUGUGUACCUGUCUCCCCCUCCGCUUCAGAACAGUCAGCGAAACACGUAUCCAGCUCGAAACACCAGGUGAUGGGUGAAGAGACGCUGGCUACGGAAAGACGGCGAACGGUGGUGGAAAUUUGCGAGAAGGUGGUGGUGCCACGCGGAAAAACACCUACGACACCUCCGGUGACGCCGUUCAUCACGGUGGACCGCGUCGGCGAGAAGCAGACCGAGGAACCGAUCGUUAUCGAGAAGGCGAACGAAGAGGAGGCACCGGUUAUUUGCCAGACGAACCCGCCAGUCGACCACGAAGAGCACGAGGAAGAGGAAACACCAAUGAUCGAGACUUUUGAGCCACCACCGCGAAAAUCGACUGAACAGUCGAUCGAUGCACACGAUGCACCCGAGACCAACAUAUCGAAUGUCUCUGCUGUUGAAAGACCGACGACCUUGACCCUUGGCAAACAGGAAAUCGUCAUGAUGGACACCAUGAAUCUACUCAGCCCCGUGUCACCCAUCUCGAAACAGAUUUUACCACUGAAUUUGUCCAGUGACGAGGAAAUAGUCACAGGGCUAUCAUUUCCUCUGGGACCCCCAACCAGCGUGGAGCCACCAAAAGAAAAACCACCCCCGCCUCCAGUUGAUGUCAGCGACGAAGAAAAUCUUCCAAUAGAACCCUUGAAGAGAUUGAAUUCUACCCGUAGAAUAAAGAAAGAACUACGCACCAGACGCUCUGAUUUUCUUGGAAUCGAGGGGGUAAACGACGACGAACUGGAACGAGAGCUUACCCUAACAAAGCCCCCCGACAUGGCGGCAAUCCUCGCCGAGGAGAGACGCAUCGAACAACUUCAUCGUCGUUCGUACGACACUGACAGCAACUACGAGCAAGAUUCCAGUCACGAACGAGAUUCCGGGGUCGAAUUGGGCCACGCUGAAGACUGGACGAAACAACCGGUCAGCCCUGACAUGUCCCAACACAGCAGACAAAGCAGCGAGCCGUUCGGUGCAAGCGUCACUUCCUCCGAAGAAGAUGAAAUCACGAAGAAAGAAAGGGAAAUCAUCGAGGUGCUCGAGAAGGAGGAACAAUGGCGGUACGGGAACAAUCGUGAGAUGAACAGUGACUUGGGCGAAAAAUUGGCGCACAAGCUGCGCGAGCUCGAAGAGGAGAAGAUGCAGCUGGAGCGGGAACGGGCCCAGGAAACGGCCCUCCGUCGACAGGAAGAGACACUUCGCAAAAACGAGGACAACAUGCGUAAACAGGAGGAGACGUUGCGCAAACAGCAAGAGGAAGCGGCGAGGCUACAAGAAGCAGCACGCGCCGAAGCCGAAGCGAAACGCGCUGAAGAGAUGAGGCAGAAGGAGGAGGAGCUCAGGGUACAAGCGGAACAAUUGAGGAUUCAGAAUGAAAUCGAGGAGGAGAGGAGAAUUGCAGAUGCUCGUCGAAUCGAGGAGAAACGCAUCAGAGCUAUGGAGAAUCAAAUUCGCGAACAAGAGAACACAACAUUGAGUGGUGCUGGUUUGAACGACGAAGAAGACGAAUUUGCUUCUGGGGAAGUGCUCAGAGUGGAAAGAGAGUUGCUUCAGUUGGAACAGGAAGAAUUGAAACGUCAACGAAGCAAUCUAGCAUACCGCGAACAAAAGCAGCUCAAACUGGCAGAACAAUUACAGGAACAAUGGAAAUCUUUGCAAGACGUUGCACAUAGCUCCGCGAACAAUAUUCAACCGUUCAAAACCCAGCCACCAGUGAAUUAUAGGUCAUCGAUGCCGAAUCUUCAGCUUCAGGAUGUCCAAAGAAGAAGACCUCCACCUCCUCCGAUACCUCCUGCUAAACCAUUGCGUUUGAUUGAUCAAAGGCAAAGGGACGUCACUAUCAGGAACAGCAGAAUUCCGUCUGCGGACUCGAUUCCUCAACAAGUGGACGCAUCCUUGAGACACAGUGCAUCGGUUACGACACUUUCGAGUCAUGCUGGCCAACAGAUGACCAGACAAACGUUGCAAGCCCUUAGUGCAGUUCCUCGACCACGAAUUGUUCAAAGUGAUCAGUGGGUGCAACGAAGGAAAAGCGAUGUACCACGGGGUGCUCACGAUUUGAAUUAUCAGCAUUGGCUCAUUCAGGAAGCGGAGCAGAGAAGAAUUAGCGAAAAGAAUCAGCGAUCACCAGCCCGGAAAUCUCAGAUGCACGUAACUGGAACGUCAGUUCCUUAUGCUACUGCUCCAACGAGAACGGACAGUAAACCAUUACCUGAUUCAAUUAUACAAACUCUUACACAAAGAGUGCAAAACAGAGCGCAAGAGAAGCCUCUUCCGCCGAGAAGAAGAUUGGAGCACAGUACCAGUCAGGAACAUCUCUCCACGUUGCAACACCAGCCACAUGUUAUGCCACAACAAAAGUCUCAGCAACCACCACCGAUGAACACGGAGAAUCAAGAGAAAAUGUUGAGCGUCAGUGGUAAAAAGAAGUGUUCGCAUUGUGGAGAUGAAUUAGGUCGAGGUGCUGCGAUGAUCAUCGAAAGCCUCCGACUGUUCUAUCACAUGGAAUGUUUCAAGUGCUGCGUGUGUCAUGUGCGGCUCGGUGACGGACUAAUGGGAACAGACGUGCGUGUUCGGAAUCACAAGCUUCACUGCCAUAACUGCUACUCCAGUGACGACGGUGUCAAGUUCAGCUGCGUGUAAAACGAAACGGAACAACGGCUAAUGGAAGCACACUAACUUGAAUAUAGCAUCACGCGGCUAUAUUUUAUAAGUUAUAGUUGACCAUAUAGCUACACGUGACACGCGAAAGUGACACCGACAGAUUCUCUGUUAAAAUUCUGUACAUAACACUGUGACAGACAAAAGCAAACAAGAUCGAUGGUCAUACUAUGUCCUCGUUUUGUUACACAUCACUUUAAAACAUUUAAUAAGAUUUCAAAUAACGCCGAUUUCUUUUCGAUCGACUAACCGUUAGAUCGUGUAAAUAAACGUGUAUUUAUGUAAUUAGCGUAAAGAUAGGGAUAUCCAAAUGAGAUGAGAUAUUCAUGAAGGAGCUGCUGUCCGCCAUUGAGAACCCAAGAAUUUAGCCUCGAUAUCGGCAAUCAUUCACUGUACAUUUUUGUAAUAUAGUUAUCCCGUGGUAUUUAUGAAAGAUCCCUGAUAUAUGAAGGCUAUAAUAACAAGAAAACCCUCUACUUUUAUUCCUUGCUACACCCUCUUUCUCUCUCUUUAUUUUAUUUUUUCAGCGCAUACAAUCAGUAGACGAUUCUUUGAGUUAAUUCGAUCGACGUCUCCCGUUGGCGUAACCAGGUAGGGGCUAUAUGACGUGUGACGAUGUAGAUUUUCGGACCAUGCGUGGUAAGACACGUGUUGAUUUUGGGCGUGGCGAUGCAACGGGUGACGAUUUAACGCGUGGUGAUGCUAUGCGAAGUAGUCUAACGCGUGGUUAUAUGCGCGUGAUAAUGGAAUGCGUGGUGAUGCUACACGUGGUAAUUGUAUGCGUGGAGAUGCUACUCGUGGUAAUUGUAUGCGUGGUGAUGCUACACGUGGUGAUACAACGCGUGGUACUGCAAUGCGUAGUUGACCAACGCGUAGUAAUCUAACGUGUAGUAAUUCAGCACGCGACCAUCUAACGGUAAUCUAAUGUGUAGUAACUCAAUGGGUAAUAAUCUAUCGCGUAGUAAUCUAAUGCGCAGCAAUUCAACGGGUGGUAAUCUAUCACGUAGUAACCUAACGUGUGGUUAUUCAACGCGUUGCACUCUACCGCACAGUUACCAAACACGUGAUAAUUAUCUAACGCAUAGUAAUCCAGCGCGUAGUAAUCUGACGCGUGGCUAUACAUCAUAUGGCAAUAUCACGCAACCUGAAGACCCAAAGAAAUCCUAGUUACGCCAAUGACGUCUCUCCCACGGAGAUUGUUCAGAUCCUUAAUUGUUACGAUGAAGUAGAACGAUGAAUUAUAGCUGCAUAGCGAGAUGCAAUUUCGAGUAUCUGUUUUUUCUUUCUUUGUUUCUUUUAUUUCUUCGACGACGACGAUGGUCAAACGUUUCCUCGUGAUCGAUCGGAGAUAACUUGCUAUUGUGAAAUAUUGUAUGAUACGUGUCUCGUGUUACUGCAACAUGUAAUUUUACAUAUUAUCGAGAAUAAAUGUUUAUUAUAACGAGCGUA